Messenger RNA from Dichomitus squalens LYAD-421 SS1, 1807 nucleotides. RefSeq lists its product as uncharacterized. Bases 58 to 1752 code for a protein of 564 amino acids. Gene Ontology annotation, cellular component: nuclear origin of replication recognition complex; nucleus. Gene Ontology annotation, biological process: DNA replication; DNA replication initiation. The record is from RefSeq and is a predicted model, not a curated record. The transcript has 4 exons. Gene Ontology annotation, molecular function: DNA replication origin binding. NCBI's taxonomy places the organism in Eukaryota, Fungi, Basidiomycota, Agaricomycetes, Polyporales, Polyporaceae.
CUGCAGCAUGCGGUCUCAGAAUCCACAGAAUACGAGAUAGUAAAGUCUCACUUAGCUAUGCUUCUUCUGUCUUACCCCCCUCCUUUCAUCUAUGUCCACGAUCCGGAUAACGUCCGACUAACCACGGCCGCCAUCCGUUCGACUCUGUCCCACCUCGUGUCGGAAGCCACAGACGUACCGAACCUCAAGUACGCCUGUGUGGACGCCGUGGCAUGUUUCUCUCCGAGGAUCCUCUUUGAUACUGCGCUCAACGCGCUCGCAGGCUGGACACCUGACUGGCGAGAUGGCGCGCAGAACUGGGAAGGGCCUGCUGGCGCCGAGACUAGAAGGUACAACGAGAACUUCGACGCCUUUGUCCAUGGGCUGCAAGCUAUCUCCUCGGGCGUGUCUGCGUCCACGUCGUCAACGAGCGGGAUGGGUGGUGAGGGGAAGAGCAAGGCGAGGGCGGAGGAGCGUGCCCCGGCUGGCGAGAGGAUGGUUUUGAUUGUUGAGCGCGCGGAGCGUCUUAAAGACAAUCUGCCUGACCUGGUCGUUCCUCUCACCAGAUUGGCCGAGAUGUCUCAGGUGGAGAUCACGACCAUCUUCGUCUCUGAAGUACAAUGGCAAAACAUUCGGCCCUCACUGCGCGCGUCGCCAGAACCCUACUACAUUGACGUCCCGCGUCUCUCGAAGCAAGCUACCAUUGACCUGUUGGCAUCCUCCUUCCCACCGGCUAUCCCAGAAUCCUCGACCUCGCGCGCAACACACGUGGCUGCGUACCACCCUUCGCUCAAGCCACUCUACGCGCACUUCCUCGCGUCGGUCUACAGUAUCUGCGGCCCAUUCACUCACGACCCCCUCGAGCUCAGCUACAUCGCCGCAGCGCGCUGGCCAGGCUUCGUCCAGCCCAUCCUCGACGCGCAUCGUCAGCAGCUCCAAGAAGACGCGGAAAGCGCGACUGCCGCCGACGCCGACGAUCCGGAUGCCGAAGGCGACCUCGAAGACCCGCACGAGAUCCCGCCCGUCGACGAGGACGCGCGCAUCCGUCUCCUCCGCCUCUUCACCCCCUCACUCACUGCCGCUCUCGACACCCUCUACCCCCGGCUCACCAACGCGGCACACUGGGCGCGCGUGCACGCUCCGCCCCCCGACCUCCUCACCAUCCACCUCGGACAUGCCCCAGAGGCACUCGUCGCACAAGCAGCUGCAAACGCCGCAAGCAUAAGCGCAAGCGCCCCAGGGCUGACGGAAGCCGGUAUCGACGCGCUCCCGCGCAUGGCCAAGUUCGUGCUCGUCGCGGCCUUCGUCGCGAGCACGAACCCCGCGCGGAGCGAUCUGCGCAUGUUCGGCCGCGGGCUGGACGAGCGCGCGAAGCGGCGCAGGCGCAAGGCGGGGACCCCGCGGAAGCCGAAGCCGGGCACGACGGGCACGGCGGUGAAGCUGCCGCAGAGGCUGCUGGGGCCGCUGGCGUUCCCGCUGGACCGGAUGAUCGCGAUAUUGGGCGUGCUGCUCGAGGAGAACGACGCAGAUACGCGGCCGGUUGCGCCCCAGUAUACGUUGCCGGGGGAGUAUACGGAGAUGGAGAUCGCGAGGGUGGCGGUGUAUGCAAACAUCGCGGAGCUGGCGAGUAUGCGGCUACUUGUGCGGAUAUCCCCCGUUGAUAGUCUAGACCGCACGCCUACAUUCAAGUGUGGCAUUGGGUACGACCUCGCCACAAAACUUGCUCGCAGCAUAGGAAUCAUGCUGAACGAUUUAGUAUACGAGGCGUUGUAACGACAGCUAUCAGAAGCUCACCUCGUUGAAUGCGAACUGCGGCGUCUGAGAUUGA